This is a messenger RNA of Striga asiatica, 2532 nucleotides long. The record is from the annotation of a GenBank genome assembly. Lineage: Eukaryota; Viridiplantae; Streptophyta; Magnoliopsida; Lamiales; Orobanchaceae.
AUGGCGGAUAAAUUGGCUCUACCUCUCCUCCUCCCAAACCCGCCUCCCCCAAAACCCUUGUUCCUGGAGAGCUCCACCGCCGCACCGCCGCCGCCGCCGGCCCCAAACUUCGCCCCUCUCAUCCAGGACAUCCUCCCCCGCCGCCUUCACCCCACGGUCACCACCUCCACCUCCUCCGCUCCCCCAAACUACCCCUCCGCCAUUCCUAGGCCACGACGUCGUAUUGGGCAACACCAAGACCCCAACAAGGGCAAGCCCUGGGUCCACAGCGGCCUCUCCUCUCAAGGUUUGCUCGUUCUUCAAUCCCUCAUCGACCCCCAAUUCGACCCUGAGAAUCUCAACGAACAGUUGUCCUCUCUGUUCAAUUCCUGCUACAAUCGGGAAGACGAGUUCUCGGAGGAUUCCAUUUUUUCUGAUUUAUUCGGGAUAAUCAAGGCUCUUGGCUACUAUGAAAAAACCCCAUUGGCUUUGAGUGUGUUUGAGUGGAUUAGAAAACGUAAGGAUUCGGAGAAUUUCAUAAAUGGGUCUGUUGUUGCUGUGAUUAUUAGAAUGCUGGGCAAAGAGGGUAAGCUCUCAACUGCAUCUUCUCUGUUUCAUGAUCUGCAUAAAGAUGGAUUAGGGAUUGAUGUCUAUGCUUACACAUCCUUAAUAACUGUGUUAUCGAGCAAGGGACGUUAUAGGGAAGCCAUUAUGGUUUUCAACAAAAUGGAAGAAGAAGGUUGCCAGCCGAGUUUAAUCACCUACAACGUAAUCUUGAACGCAUACGGCAAAAUGGGUAUGCCGUGGCAUAAAAUUAUGUUGGUUUUUGAUGGUAUGAAGAGCUCGGGUAUUUCCCCAGACGCAUACACGUUCAAUACGAUCAUAAGUUGUUGCCGAAGGGGAUCUUUGCACGAGGAGGCCAAAGGUAUUUUUCACGAGAUGAAAUUAGCCGGAUUUUUGCCUGAUAAAGUUACUUAUAAUGCAUUGUUGGAUGUUUACGGUAAGUCGAGGAGGCUUAAAGAGGCAAUGGAAGUUCUGAAAGAAAUGGUUAUCAACGGUAUUUCUCCCAGCAUCGUGACUUACAAUUCUUUAAUAUCCGCAUAUGCUCGAGAUGGGUUGUUAGAUGAGGCCAUGGAGUUAAAAUCUCAGAUGGUUAAAAAUGGGAUUAAACCGGACGUGUUCACUUACACUACAUUACUCUCCGGAUUCGAAAAAAACGGGAAUGACGAGUCGGCCAUGGGGAUAUUCAAGGAAAUGCAGCUCACGGGCUGCAAACCGAACAUAUGCACGUUUAACGCUCUCAUCAAAAUGUAUGGAAACAGAGGAAAAUUCAAGGAAAUGAUGAGAAUUUUCGAUGAGAUGAAAGCGUGUGGGUUCAAGGCAGAUGUUGUCACUUGGAACACUCUUUUGGCCGUGUUCGGUCAGAACAGAAUGGACACGGAACUUUCCGGAGUGUUCAAGGAGAUGAAAAGGUCCGGUUUUGUUGCUGAGAGGGACACUUUCAACACACUGAUCAGUGCUUACAGCAAAUGCGGAUCGUUAGAUCAGGCAAUGGCUAUUUAUAAACACAUGCUCGAAGCUAAAGUCACGCCUGACCUCUCGACUUACAAUACCGUUUUAGCUGCUUUAUCUCGGGCUGGGCUGUGGGCCCAGUCAGAGAAGGUUUUUGCUGAAAUGGUGAAUGGUCGGUGUAAACCGAAUCAAUUGACUUACAGUUCUUUACUCCACGCGUACGCUAACGGGAAACAGAUUAAAAAAAUACACUCUUUGGCGAAAGAAAUAUAUUCCGGUAAAAUCGAGCCUCGUGCGGGUUUGCUCAAAACUCUUGUGAUUGUCUACAGUAAAUGUGAUUUGUUAAAAGAAACAGAGCAGGCUUUGUUUGAGCUGAGGAGAAAAGGCUCGUCUCCCGAUAUAACCAUUCUAAACGCGAUGGUCUCGAUUUACGGGCGGAGGCAGAUGAUCGAUAAGGCGAACGAGGUUUUCGAGUUCAUGAGAGAAAACGGGUUCACGCCAACUCUUGCAACGUACAACAGCAUGAUGUACAUGUACAGCCUGUCGGUUGAUUUCGAAAAGGCAGAGGAUAUUUUGAAAGAUUUAAUCAAGAAAGGGAUUAAACCGGACGUGAUUUCGUAUAAUACGGUGAUUUACGGUUACUGUAGGAACAGGCGUAUGAAGGAGGCUUCGAGGGUAUUUAAGGAAAUGAGAGAUUCGGGUAUUAAUCCGAACGUGAUUACGUACAAUACGUUUGUCGUGAGCUAUUUAUCGAAUGCUAUGUUUGUGGAGGCCAUUGAUUUGGUUCGGUAUAUGAUCAAGAAUGGGUGUAGGCCGAAUGAGAGCACGUAUAAUUCGAUCGUGGAUUGGUAUUGUAGGCUCGACAGGCGUGAUGAGGCAGUUAUGUUUGUUAGUAAUGUUCGGGAGAUAAAUCCGCACGUUUCGAAGGAGGAAGUUCGUAAAUUGUCCGAAAGGCUGAGAAUGAAAGGAGGUGAUGAGGAGGAUGAUGGUGGGUUUCUUUGGGGUGAUAACCAGAGCUCAAGAUGGAAGAGAGUAAUGUAA